UCUCCAUCUCGCACAUUAGAAAGAUCAUCGCGAGGAAGAUAUAGCUAGCAGCAUGGGGCGUCGGAGCAAUCUAGCGACGUGGCUCCUCGCCUUGGUCGUGCUAGCCCUAGCCCUUUUCGCCCGGCCGUGUGCCGCCGCACAGAUCAAGACCACCGACACGCGCUGGAGCUUCCAGCUUCCUUUACCAAGCGGCCUCCGCGGCGCCGAGAGCCUCGCCUUCGACGGCAAGGGCGAGGGGCCCUACGCCGGUGUCUCGGACGGCCGCGUCCUCAAGUGGGGCGGCACAACCGUCGGCUGGACUACGUUCGCGCACAGCGUAAACUACCGCAAGAUACCCCUGUGCACGGCGGGAGUGGUGCCGUCGGAGGAGAUCGAGAGCAUGUGCGGCCGCCCGCUGGGCCUCCAGUUCCACACCAAGACCGGCGACCUCUACAUCGCCGACGCCUACCUGGGGCUCAUGAGGGUCGGUCCGGGCGGCGGCGAGGCCGAGGUGCUCGCGACCGGCGCGGGCGGCGCCCCGUUCCACUUCAUCAACGGUCUCGACGUCGACCAGUCCACCGGAGACGUCUACUUCACCGACUCCAGCGCGACGUAUCCCAGGAGGUUUAUGUCGCGCUCCGGCUUUAGUCCCACAUCGGCUGGCUAGCCAAGGGGCUGUGGGCAGCUUAAAAGGGAGAGUCUCCCUCCUCCCAUCAGCCUGGCUUUUGGGAUGUGAGUGGUGGGCUCUCUUGGCUGGGCCGGCCCACGAGCGCAUGAACGCCCGAAGCUGUCGAGUGUGAGCUGGACCGGGGGUUGGACGCUGACAUCUGGUAUCAGAGCCCGGUUUGGCCCAUGCCUUGGGGGGCUUCCCAAGGGGGUGGGGGAUGUCAGGGACUGGUAGUCAGCGCUCCGGCUUUAGUCCCACAUCGGCUGGCCAAGGGGGCGGCCAAGGGCGUCACGCUGAGCGACGUGGCGGAGAUGAAGGGGAAGCUCUGGUUAGGCUCCGUGGAGCUCGAGUAUGUCGGCCUCGUUGCAUGAGCUGCUGCGUCUGCGUACCAGCAUUAGCUAUGAUGUUAAUUAGAAACUUAGGAUUAUUGCGUGAGUAAAUUUAGGAACUUAGGAUUAGGAAUUGCAUUAGUAAAUUUAGGAACUUAGGAUUAGGAAUUGCAUGAUAAUUUCAAACAUUAAGAACUAAUCUGAAGAUUUUUU
Molecule: messenger RNA, 1188 nt
Organism: Zea mays
Lineage: Eukaryota; Viridiplantae; Streptophyta; Magnoliopsida; Poales; Poaceae
Product: protein STRICTOSIDINE SYNTHASE-LIKE 10
Exons: 1
Coding region: 53-646 (197 amino acids)
Cellular component (GO): endomembrane system
Molecular function (GO): hydrolase activity
Source: RefSeq, a predicted model, not a curated record